GUAGCGUGACCCGCAGCCUUGGCGCGGCGGGGCGGCCCCCGCGGCCCCGGGGCCAUGUACCAGGGUUUCCCCGGGGACUACGACUCGGGCUCCCGGUGCAGCUCCUCCCCCUCGGCCGAGUCCCAGUACCUCUCCUCGGUCGAUUCCUUCGGUAGCCCCGCAGCGGCAGCGGCGGCGGCGGCGGCAGCGGAGUGCGGCGCGCUGGGGGACAUGCCCGGCUCCUUCGUGCCCACGGUGACGGCCAUCACCACCAGCCAGGACCUGCAGUGGCUGGUGCAACCCACCCUCAUCUCCUCGGUGGCCCAAUCGCAGCCUCCGGGGGCCCCCAUGGCGCAUCCCCCUCCCCUCGAUCCCUAUGACCUGCCAGGACCCAGCUACUCCACACCGGGCAUGGGCGGCUUCAGCGCGGCACCGGCACCACCGGCACGGCCCAGCCGCGUGCGGCCCCGGCGCAGCCGCGAGGAGACGUUGACGCCGGAGGAGGAGGAGAAGCGCCGGGUGCGCCGGGAGAGGAACAAGCUGGCGGCGGCCAAGUGCCGGAACCGGCGCCGGGAGCUGACAGAUCGGCUGCAGGCGGAAACGGACCAACUGGAGGAGGAGAAGGCGGAGCUGGAGUCGGAGAUCGCGGAGCUGCGCAAGGAGAAGGAGCGGCUGGAGCUGGUGCUGGCCGCGCACGCUCCCGCCUGCAAGCUGCCCUUCGGGGCCGCCGAGGUGAGCGCGCCCCGCAAGGAGGAGCCGGCGCCCGGCGUCCGGGGGGGUCCCUUCCCCGCCUGCUGCUGCUUCGCGCCGCCCCCCCCGCCGCUUAACCCCAACCCCGCGUCUCCGUUUGUGUUCACCCACCCAGAGGGAGCCUCCUGCGGAGCCUCGCAUCAGCGGAGCAGCGGCAGCGACCAAUCCUCGGACUCCCUGAGCUCCCCCUCGCUCCUCGCGUUGUGA
Molecule: messenger RNA, 936 nt
Organism: Neopsephotus bourkii (Bourke's parrot)
Lineage: Eukaryota; Metazoa; Chordata; Aves; Psittaciformes; Psittacidae
Gene: FOSB
Product: FosB proto-oncogene, AP-1 transcription factor subunit
Exons: 4
Coding region: 55-936 (293 amino acids)
Biological process (GO): regulation of transcription by RNA polymerase II
Cellular component (GO): nucleus
Molecular function (GO): RNA polymerase II cis-regulatory region sequence-specific DNA binding; DNA-binding transcription factor activity, RNA polymerase II-specific
Source: RefSeq, a predicted model, not a curated record